GGUUAAAGGUUAGAGCUAUGAUGGCUGCGCUCUGAAUGUAAACAGUAGUGUUUGUCAGUUGUCCUUUGCUUGUGGGAGGACAGGUGAGAGACGGGAUUGUUUAUGUGUCGCAAUCCUGCGCUGUUUGUCGGUGAGAGCCAGCAGAGGAGAUAACUCCCAGUGCGCUGUUUGGCUUUCAGAUAUGAGACUGUUGUCGCAGGCGGUGAAGUUUGCGGUGACUCACCCGGAGAGGAGCCGCAGACACUUCUGGGGCUGGCUCAAUGCCGUUUUCAACAAGGUGGACUAUGAAAGGAUAAAAGCUGUGGGCCCAGACCGAGCAGCAGCAGAGUGGUUGCUGAGAUGUGGUGCUAAAGUGCGCUUCCAGGGUUUUGAUCGCUGGCAUCUCGACUACAACGCAUUGCCAACUGGGUCUCUGGGCAGAUACAAGAUCCAGGCGAUUGACGCCACUGAAUCCUGCAUCAUGUACAAAGGGUUUGACUACCUGGAUGGUUUGAAACAUUUGGAAGAAGUCAAGUUCAAUAAGUGUAUCUACAUUGAAGAUGCCUGUCUGGAGAGGCUGACCUCCAUAGAGAACCUGCAGGAGAGCUUGUACAUGAUGGAGGUGGUGUCGUGUGGAAAUGUGACUGAUAAGGGUAUUAUCGCCCUGCACAAACUCAGGGAGGUUUUGUGGGGAGACACACCCACCCUCUGGGAUGGCGGUCCAGCUCGUUGAGGACGGUGUGAUCGCAGUACUCGAAGACCAGGUGAAGCUUCCGUUUGCGUCGAAACACUUCGAUCAGAUUCACCAGGUUGGAGUGUUUCAGUUGCUGCACAGACAGAAAACAGAAAUCCCAAACAGACAUUACAAGCAGAAUCUGCUGCACAGAGGAGUGGCUCAUCAGUCUCUGUAUCUCAAACACACUAAACUGUUAAGAGAGGGUAAUAAACAUGCUGUUGCCCCUGACAACCUGUCCUAUUUACGAGCUCCUGAUGUCCAGCAGGCCUCCAGCGCUCCCACCCACUGCAUGACUAAUUAAACCACCAACAAACGCAUCGGUACAUCUUUGAUAAAUAUGUACAUCGUUAACAAAACACAUGACUUGACCACAACUGAGCCUAAGCUUCCAAUUUACAGCCUAAGAAAGAUAUUCAACUCGCGCCAGAGGCUUUUUUAAAAGAUAACUCAAUGUUCACAGACAUUUCACACUGCAACUGAAAUACUGGAGUCAGCUCUGACCCUGCAGGGUUUUGCCUUCAUUUGAUUACAGCCCUCUAAACCUUUUCUCAAGUUUGCUGGUUUGAAAGCAAAGUGUUUCCCCUCUGUCGGCAGAAUUAAUUGCACCGUGUCCCUCCCGCUGGCUGCACAGGAGGAGGAAUGCUUUACAUUUCCUUGCAUUAAAAACAAGAUUUAAAUCCUCUAAAGACUGAGUUAAAGUUUCAAAACAACAGUUUGGCUGAGAGUUAUGAUAAAAACUUGAUUUGUUAAGUAAAAAAAUGUGAAUGUUUUACGCUUCCUGCUAAUAAUUUUAUCCUGAUGAGUUUUUUAUUUGAUAAAUGUAACUUCGUAAGUCAUAUAUUUCGUUCUUAGUCACAUAAUUUUAUCUUGCAACUCUGCAUUAAGAAAACCAGUUUUGUAAAGCAGACUUUAGCAUUACAUGCCUCUUUUAUUUAUUUAUCAUUUUGAUGUUUUUCUCUCGCAACUUCUGUACUAAUUUGCAAGCUUCUGUCAGACAGGCUGCGUCUUUACCUUGAGCAUCCUGAUCUCCCUCAGUGCAAUUUUUUUAAUGAUGGGAUUAUCCUCUGACUCGACAAACUUCUUGAUGGCGACGAUCUGGCCCGUGUCUUUGUUUCUGCACUUGAAGACGACUCCGUACGAGCCCUCUCCAAUCUUCCCAAUCUUCUCGUACUUCUCCAUACUGAGGAGGAAGCAGUGCUCCUCUGAAAGGAGACAAAACAAAAACUUUACAAGCAGCAGUGGCAGCCUGAAAACAGACAAAGAGGAAAAGAAAGGAAGAAGGGGGCUUUACUUGAUAAUCUACUGCUUUUAUGAAUGGUUUACACAAGCCAAGCUGCAAAAAUUAGCUUUUUUAAAAACAAACAAACAAACAAACAAACAUGUUUUUGCAGCAAUAAAAAGUAUGAGCAACUUUUGACCCGUCAAAAGCAUGCCUGCAUGCAAGCUCGUUUUACAGGGAUGAAAAUGUUAGGGUAACUUCCUAAAUGGCCCUGCACAAAGAGGGAACGUUACACCCAUCUCCCAGCAGAUUGCGUAACAAAAACAUUUGCAAUGCAAAGUAUAUUCGGUCAUUUCCCUGAGGGGGACACAAAGAUUAAGACUAAUAACAUGGUGAGGAGAAUAUCAAAGUGCUGCACUGAAAAAUUUGAAUGCAUUUCAAAGGGGGAAAUACCACCUCUGAUUAAAAUAUAACCUCUAAGUAUAACACCUGAUAUUUAUGAUUAAAAGCUGUUAUUAUGGUCCAGAUAUCUGAAUGAAAGGUGACUCCUGAAGUAAGCAAACAUAAUUUAAUAUUUAUGAGAAAAGAAGUACAGAAAUGUCCACUUGGAAUGGCCACACAUUAUUACAUCACUUGCUGACUUCAUGUAUACACACAAAUGACAUCUUAAUUAUUAUCUUUUUGUGUGUAUUUACAUCCUGAGCCACAAAUCGGGAGAUUAUCUUUAAUUUAUUUGCACCUCAGUCCUUCUGUGCAGCUCCGUGCAACCUACACAAAUACUCUGCAGUGGAUGGAUGUAGUAGUGAGGGGCCUUUAGUGAGAAUCAUCUGCUUCUGAAUGGGAAUAAGAUGAUGACAGAUAUGAUCAACUUCAGAAGAAAAAGGAUGGCCACACUAGCUAUAUCUAUCCUGGGACAGUAAGUUGAUGUGGUGGAGGAGUGCAAGCACCUGGGAGCCCCAUCAUCAGACAGCAGACUGAACUAGAAGACCAACACAGAGGCUGUAUUCAAGAAGGGUGUGAACAGGGUCUAUUUCCUGAGGAAGAUGAAGAUCCUAUAUAUCAGUCAGUUGUAGCAAGCACAGCUACAGCUGACUGAAUAAUCUCAUCAAAAGAGGCUGGCUCUGUGAUUGGCUGCAAACUGGAAGCACCUUUGAAGCUGUGGUGGAGAGCAAGUCGCUGAACAAACUUCUAUUGAUCAUGGAUAACAUGGAUAUUUUGAUAGAGGCAUCUGUCAGAUAACAUGAUUGUUAUUAUCAACUAUUCAUCAUUACUUCAACUGCUAUAACAAAAUAAUUUCCCAAAUAAUGGAUAAAUACAGCACUUCCCAUCUCAUCUCUUUACACCUGCCUUCUGUAGUGCCUGGACACUGUAUAAUUUAUUAGAAACAA
Haplochromis burtoni (Burton's mouthbrooder) is the source of this 3322-nucleotide messenger RNA. RefSeq names its product distal membrane arm assembly component 2 like (gene dmac2l). NCBI's taxonomy places the organism in Eukaryota, Metazoa, Chordata, Actinopteri, Cichliformes, Cichlidae. The record is from RefSeq and is a predicted model, not a curated record. Bases 182 to 712 code for a protein of 176 amino acids. The transcript is spliced from 4 exons.